Molecule: messenger RNA, 1581 nt
Organism: Alternaria postmessia
Lineage: Eukaryota; Fungi; Ascomycota; Dothideomycetes; Pleosporales; Pleosporaceae
Exons: 5
Coding region: 1-1581 (526 amino acids)
Biological process (GO): transmembrane transport
Cellular component (GO): membrane
Molecular function (GO): transmembrane transporter activity
Source: RefSeq, a predicted model, not a curated record
AUGAGUGCGCAGAAAGACGAUGAUAGUAAAGAGAAUGGAAUGUCAGCUCUGGCCUUGCAGCGGACUGUGUCCGGGAAGCAUGAGCAAACACAAGCUCCGCAUCAACAUCUAGAUCAAAACUUUAACGUUUUGUCUCUCAUUUCGACUGCCACUUCUCUAAUUGCUACAUGGGAAGCACUCGGAUCUACCAUGGCCACCGGCCUCAUAUCUGGAGGCCCGGUGUCACUGGUAUUUGGGUAUAUACUCGCAGUCUUAGGAACUUUGGCGACGGCGUUGAGCUUGUCUGAACUUGCAUCUAUGUACCCUUCAGCUGGAGGUCAGUACUACUUUGUGGUUCAGCUUGCUCCCAAGAAAUUUCGAACAGCAUGGGGAUACGCCGCUGGCUGGAUCUCCGUCUUUGCCUGGCAAACCUUCACUGCAAGUGCUCCGUUUCUUGGUGCAACAAUGCUUCAGGGUAUCAUCGUACUCAACUACCCGGAUUAUUCGUAUCAGAGAUGGCAUGGGACGAUGCUGUACUGGGCCUUUCUUGGACUUGCAACACUUGUUAAUGUCUUCGCCAUCAAGAGCUUGCCUUGGGUGUUGCAUGCAACAUUCUUGCUCCAUGUUGUACUCUGGCUUAUUUUAGUCGUCGUUAUCUGCGUUAUCUCGCCCACCAAACAUACCGCCGAAUUUGUUUUCACCACUUACGUCAACGAGUCGGGCUGGAGCAGCGACGGUGUAGCCUUCAGCAUAGGCCUACUGAGUAGCACGUAUGUGCUUGCUGGAUACGAUAGCGCGACCCAUCUCACCGAAGAGAUCAAAGACCCGGAGCGUAACGUCCCACGAGCUAUGCUAGCAUCAAUCAUCAUCAACGGCGCGAUAGGAUUUGGAUGGCUACUUGUCAUCUUAUUCUGUAUGGGCGAUAUCACCGAAGCGAUGGAGACAACGACCGGAUACCCAAUCAUCGAGAUAUUCUUCCAGAUAAGCCGUAGCAAUGCAGCGGCUUCUGCCAUGACCUGUGCCCUCAUCGUCAUGGCAGCUUUGGCAACGGUACCUCUUGUUCUGACCGCAUCUCGAAUGCUGUGGUCUUUUGCCCAGGACGCCGGACUGCCUUACUCGAAGACACUUAGCAGGGUUAGCGAGAGACACCACGUUCCCUUAUCAGCGAUAGCAGUGACCAGUGUGUUUCUUAUCUUGAUCGGUCUGCUAAACAUCGGUUCCACUACCGCCUUCAACGCCAUCGUCUCUUUGGGUACCGUCGCCCUAUACAUCUCAUACCUGAUGCCCAUAGUGCUCAUAUUUUAUCGACGGAUAGCUCGCCCAAGCUCACUUUUGUAUGGUCCUUUCCGGCUUGGGAAGCUUGGUAUUGCCAUCAAUCUUGUUUCUAUUGUUUAUACUGUUUAUGUAUCCAUAUUCCUUCUCUUCCCACCAUACCAACCCGUUACGGCUCAGAAUAUGAACUACGCCCCGGUCGUGCUGGGAGGCGUUCUCAUACUGAGCGCUGUGUGGUGGUUCAUAAAAGGAAAGAAUGAGUUCGUCGGGCCGGUCAUGGAUACAAUAGAAGGUCGACCUGCGCUGAGUGGUGCUCAAAGAGACGUAUAG